This is a messenger RNA of Paramacrobiotus metropolitanus, 578 nucleotides long. RefSeq lists its product as uncharacterized. The coding region runs from base 60 to 578 and encodes 172 amino acids. The transcript has 6 exons. The record is from RefSeq and is a predicted model, not a curated record. NCBI's taxonomy places the organism in Eukaryota, Metazoa, Tardigrada, Eutardigrada, Parachela, Macrobiotidae.
UUCUAUUCGGCAAUGGCCAAGUCGUGAGGAGCUUCCUGAUAGCGGCAAACAAAGCGAACAUGACAAAUGGAGAAUACGUGUACAUGGCGCUGGAAGUAAUGGUUAAUGAGAAAGCGUAUGGGCGAAUGCACUGGAAAUACGACAACGAAGACGAUCAGAAUGCGUUCCAAGCAUUCCAGUCUCUUCUGGUGAUGAGGCCAGCAGACAUCUAUGAAUCCCCGACGGGUAAUGCCAGAGGUAACCUGGCACACCGAUUUAUGGCUCACACGGAACGAGAUUUCAGUUACUCAUACAGCAUUGAAGACGAGCCUUUUCCACACUUGCUGAGUAGCUACUACGCAGUGACUAUAGUGGCAGAGGUUUUCAACGAUCUGCGGUCUGAUGGGGAAGACCACCCGUACCAGGAUGGUGCGUAUUUGGCCCGACAGUUCUUUAAUCGUACCUUCGAUUGUAACAUCAGCCAAAUCUACAUGGACAAGAACGGAAACAGGCAAAUCGAUUCAUAUGUUUGGAGAUUUGACGAAAACGGCACGCAAAAGGCAGUUGAAAUUAUAGAACUUUUAAAGAGCAAAUCAUAA